GCGGAGCGCAGGGCAGCGCGGAGCAGAGGCUGGGCCAGCAGCCGCUCUGCUUCCCCGGACCGGCGCGCCGCGGGGCCCUCUGGCCCCCGACGACAUGCGCAUGGCGUCCCGGGGAACACGCUGAGCGCGGGGCCGCGGCGCCGCGGGCGGCACCAUGGCCCUAGAGCAGGCGCUGCAGGCGGCGCGGCAGGGCGAGCUGGACGUGCUGAGGUCCCUUCACGCCGCCGGCCUACUGGGGCCCUCGCUGCGGGACCCGCUGGACGCGCUGCCGGUGCACCACGCGGCCCGCGCCGGCAAGCUGCACUGUCUGCGCUUCCUGGUGGAGGAGGCGGCCCUGCCCGCAACGGCCCGCGCGCGCAAUGGUGCCACGCCGGCCCACGACGCCGCCGCCACUGGCCACCUCGCCUGCCUGCAGUGGCUGCUCUUGCAGGGCGGCUGCGGAGUGCAGGACAAAGACAAUUCUGGUGCCACAGUCCUGCAUCUGGCUGCCCGCUUCGGCCACCCUGAGGUGGUGAACUGGCUGCUGCGUCAUGGCGGUGGGGACCCCACCAUGGCCACAGACAUGGGUGCCCUGCCUGUCCACUAUGCUGCCGCCAAAGGAGACUUCCCCUCCCUGAGGCUUCUGGCCGGACACUACCCUGAGGGAGUGAAUGCCCAAACCAAGAACGGUGCCACGCCCCUGUACCUGGCGUGCCAAGAGGGCCACCUGGAGGUGACGCAGUACCUGGUGCAAGAGUGCGGCGCGGACCCGCACGCGCGCGCCCACGACGGCAUGACCCCGCUGCACGCCGCGGCGCAAAUGGGCCACAGCUCAGUCAUCGUGUGGCUGGUGAGCUGCACCGACGUGAGCCUGUCGGAGCAGGACAAAGACGGCGCCACGGCUAUGCACUUCGCGGCGAGCCGCGGCCACACCAAAGUGCUCAGCUGGCUGCUGCUGCACGGCGGCGAGAUCUCGGCAGACUUGUGGGGCGGGACCCCGCUGCACGACGCCGCGGAGAACGGGGAGCUGGAGUGCUGCCAGAUCCUGGUAGUCAACGGCGCGGAGCUGGACGUCCGCGACCGCGACGGGUACACGGCCGCCGACCUGUCGGACUUCAACGGCCACAGCCACUGCACCCGCUACCUGCGCACCGUGGAGAACCUGAGCGUGGAGCACCGCGUGCUGUCCCGGGACCCAUCUGCGGAGCUGGAGGCAAAGCAGCCCGACUCUGGCAUGUCUUCGCCCAACACCACCAUGUCUGUCCAGCCACUGAAUUUUGACCUCAGCUCGCCCACAAGCACCCUCUCCAACUAUGACUCCUGCUCAUCCAGCCACUCGAGCAUCAAGGGCCAGCACCCUCCACGUGGGCUUCCUGGCACAAGAGCUGCAGACAUACAGAGCUACAUGGACAUGCUGAACCCUGAGCUGGGCCUGCCUCGGGGCAAGAUGGGGAGACCUAUACCGCCACCACCACCACCCAGCUUCCCUCCACCACCCCCACCUCCGGGCACCCAACUGCCCCCGGCCCCUCCAGGCUACCCAGCUCCCAAGCCCCCGGUGGGGCUACAUGCAGCUGACAUCUAUAUGCAGACCAAGAACAAACUCCGCCAUGUGGACACUGAGGCCAGCAAGAAGGAGCCAAGCUCCUGCGACGGCCACAACGGGCUGCGGAGGCAGGACUCCGGACGCAAGCCCCGCGCCUUCAGCAAGCAGCCCAGCACGGGGGACUACUACCGCCAGCUGGGCCGCUGCCCCGGGGAGCCGCUGGCCGCUCGCCCCGGCAUGGCGCACAGCGAGGAGGUGCGUGCCCGCCAGCCCACGCUCGCCGGCCGCCCGAGACCCGGCCCUGCCGCCCGCGGCUCACUCGCUGGUGCCUCCGCUCCCCCGCAGGCGGCGCUGCUCCCCGGGAACCCCGUGCAUAACGGCUGCGCCGCGGACCCCAAGGCGUCCAGGGAGCUGCCGCCGCCACCCCCGCCGCCGCCGCCCCUGCCUGAGGCCCUGAGCUCACCGCCGCCUGCCCCGCCUCUGCCCUUCGAGGGCGCUGGCCCUGGCUGCGGGCAACGUCGCUCCUCGUCGUCCACCGGCAGCACCAAGUCUUUCAACAUGAUGUCCCCGACGGGCGACAACUCAGAGCUACUGGCUGAGAUCAAGGCGGGCAAGAGCCUGAAGCCGACGCCGCAGAGCAAGGGGCUGACCACAGUGUUCUCAGGCAGCGGGCAGCCGGCCUCCCAGCCAGACUCGCCGCUGCCGCCGGUGUCGCCUGAGCCAUCACCGGCCCGGAGCCCCACCCCGCCGGCAGCGGGCCUCCAGCCGCUGCUCAACGGCAGCUUGGCGCCGGCGCCGCCGGCCACCCCAGCGCCGGGCGUGCAGCUGGACGUGGAGGCGCUCAUCCCCACGCACGACGAGCAGGGCCGGCCCAUCCCCGAGUGGAAGCGCCAGGUGAUGGUGCGCAAGCUGCAGCUGAAGAUGCAGGAGGAGGAGGAGCAAAAGCGAAAGGAGGAGGAGGAGGAGGCCCGGCUGGCCAGCAUGCCUGCCUGGAGGCGGGACCUCCUGCGGAAGAAGCUGGAAGAGGAGAGGGAGCAGAAGCGGAAAGAGGAGGAGCGGCAGAAGCAGGAGGAGUUGCAGCGGGAGAAAGAGCAGUCGGAGAAGCUGCGGACACUGGGCUACGAUGAGAGCAAGCUGGCGCCCUGGCAGCGGCAGGUCAUCCUGAAGAAGGGGGACAUCGCUAAGUACUAGACGUCACGGCCUCCUUUCCACAGCCUCGCGAGCUCGCCCCCCCCCCGCCCGCCCCGUCCCGGCCUGGGCACAAGGGCUGGGAGUCGCAGUACUGUCCCCUCCCGAGCUGGAAUCCCUCCCUGACCCCUAGCACCCUGGCCCCCGCAUCCCCAGCCCUUGACGCUGGAGCGCGCCCGCCGCCGCAGUAAAAGUGCCCAAGCUGCUGACGCAAAGAAAAAAAAAAGCUGCUUAUUUGCAUGCCGAUUUAACACAUAUUUGCAUGUUGGUCGAAUGUCAAAGUGUGCAGAGCUCUCCCCAGCCCUGUGGGCGGUACUUUGUUUUCCUGCGGAGUGCGCGCUGGGCUGCGGCCCCCACCCCCGCUCCCCGGAACCCGCGUCGCCGGCGCAUCCUGGGCGGAGGCAGGCCCCGAGCUCGGGGACGGGGUUUUCCUCCCUCCCUGACCCAGAUCUGCGCUCAGCCCCAGCCCGGGCCGCAUUUCCCAUCCCCGCCGACGUUUUCCUCUCAGUCAUUUGUUUACCAGAAACGAUGAAGACCGCCCGUCGGGACGCAGUUGCCGCUCCUGGGGCCCCACGUUUGCCCCCGCCUCCCUCCGGUUAGGUCCGCGCCCGGCCCCCAGCCGGGCCCCUGGCUCCGGACCCUUCCACUGCCCUGGUGGAGUGGAGGACGAGGGGCCGAACCUGCGUCUCCAACCGCUGCCCCCGUCGCGCCCCGCCGCUCGCACCCGCAUUAAAGCUCUCUC
Molecule: messenger RNA, 3455 nt
Organism: Propithecus coquereli (Coquerel's sifaka)
Lineage: Eukaryota; Metazoa; Chordata; Mammalia; Primates; Indriidae
Gene: ESPN
Product: espin
Exons: 13
Coding region: 155-2716 (853 amino acids)
Biological process (GO): actin filament bundle assembly
Cellular component (GO): cytoplasm
Molecular function (GO): actin filament binding
Source: RefSeq, a predicted model, not a curated record